Messenger RNA from Prunus armeniaca (apricot), 381 nucleotides. The record is from the annotation of a GenBank genome assembly. NCBI's taxonomy places the organism in Eukaryota, Viridiplantae, Streptophyta, Magnoliopsida, Rosales, Rosaceae.
AUGCAGAUGGAUCUAUCGAGCGAUACAAGGCAAGACUUGUGGAAAAAGGCUAAUUUAGAUUGGUCACUACACCAGUUUGAUGUAAAGAAUGUUUUUCUACAUGGCAAACUCACGGAGGAGUCACCACGUGCAUGGUUUGGACGAUUCACCAUGACAAUGAAGAACAAUGGUUUCAAACAGUGCAACUCAAAUCAUACUAUGUUCUUGAAACAUCGGAAAGGGAAGGAAAUAUCACAGCUACAAGACUAUCUGGCUACAGAGUUUGAGAUGAAGGAUCUAGGGGGACUCAAGUGUUUCUUGGGAAUUGAGGUGGCUCGAUCGCAGCAAGGCAUAUUUCUCUCUCAAAGGAAAUAUGUCUUGGACUUGUUGACAGACACAUGA